GAAUCUGAAGUUGAUGGUUUGGAGGUUUAUGAUUUCAGCCUUGACUACGAGCGUGACGAGGUGCAUGAGCUCUAUAAGCUGCUGGUUGCAUGCGCUUGCACCUUUCUCCUUAUGCUGCUUGGAUUACUAUGGGUCACAGCUCACCAUGGAUCUCAGUUGCAACAGCGUCUCCACCGCCUUCGAGUGGAUUUCAAUUUGAAGAAAGUCUUGCAGAUUUUGAAAAAUGGCUGGAGAAAAAACAAUGGAGAAGGAGGUGAAGAGGAACAAAGAGCAGAAGACCCUGUCGUCAAUCCUGAUAAGUGUGAGCCAUCGGAUGAACCAGAGUGCGAACGUGAUAGAUAUGCAAGGUAUCAGCAGAGCAGCCUUGAAGAAAUUUCCGAUGAUGAAUUCUGGAGGUACAUUCACCAUGGCAGACCCGAUGAUGAUGAGGAUGCCUCAGCCCAUCGAACAUACUCCGAUGCACAUAUGGAGUCGGUGAUGCGAGAGACCAAUGGUCUUCUCAAUGCUCGCAUUCGACGUCUCCGAGGAGAAUAUGAAAAUGCUGAGUUGUUGACUGACGUGAUGGCCAUGGACUCCAUCAGUGACCAGAUUCAUGAAGCUGCUCAUUUGCGUUGUAACAUCUAG
This is a messenger RNA of Cladocopium goreaui, 624 nucleotides long. Lineage: Eukaryota; Dinophyceae; Suessiales; Symbiodiniaceae. The record is from the annotation of a GenBank genome assembly.